Molecule: messenger RNA, 327 nt
Organism: Leishmania major strain Friedlin
Lineage: Eukaryota; Euglenozoa; Kinetoplastea; Trypanosomatida; Trypanosomatidae
Exons: 1
Coding region: 1-327 (108 amino acids)
Source: RefSeq, a predicted model, not a curated record
AUGGCUCGGCUGAGGACCAUCACAUCCAUACACUUGCGAAUACUUACCGAAAACUGGGUUGAGAAACGGUUGCACUCGAGAGUUUACCCGACGUCAGCGUUACCCCUGCCUCCACAGAGCGACGGAGCCCCAGACCAAGGAGCUCGUGCAGUGUGCGCACUUCUCCGGCCUCAUCAUCGCUGUUGCCACACACGAAAGAGAGCACCGGACUCCCUCGCUCAUUCUUGCGCAGCUGCGAGGGCUGCGCAGAGGCAGCAGCGGAGGAGGGAGAGGGUAGACGGCGGACAGCUGCUUGUUGGUCGGUGUUAUAUAUAUAUAUAUAUAUAG